Molecule: messenger RNA, 1413 nt
Organism: Camelina sativa (false flax)
Lineage: Eukaryota; Viridiplantae; Streptophyta; Magnoliopsida; Brassicales; Brassicaceae
Source: RefSeq, a predicted model, not a curated record
AUGGCUCAAGGUAUACUCAAUGGUCCCUGUGCGAAUCCUGCUUUCAACUGGUCCUGCUUUGGCACUAAAUUAGUGGAUAAAGAGUUUUCUUCAGCAGUUAAAAUUCAAGUACGUAUCGAUCUUCCAGUUAAACAAGUCAAUAUGUUCGAUGAUCAAAGUUUACCAUUUAGUCCUUCGUGGUUCCCCCCGUCACCAGAACCAUUUCCUCAAUCAAUGGAGCUUAGGCAAGACCCUACAAUGGUAGAAGCUGAGAACAUGGAUGAAGUAUUUGCUGGAUUAUUCUCUGUUCCAGCAAUAAGCGAGGCUACUCCCACAACAAGUACACAACCAAGUCUAGUCCCAUUUCCAGAGUCAUUAAUAAUACCACAAUAUCCACCUGACGUGCCGGCGCCACAAGAACAACCAUUGUGUCGUUCACUUGGAUAUUUACAACAUUCUGAUAACCAAGAUUUACUGAAUCCAAACGUGCUCAAUUCCUUUCAGGAGCCAGAUGUGUCCACAAUGAAGCAGCAGCAACAACAACAACCACAACAAUCUGAUCACCAAAGUUUACUAAAUCCAAACAUGAUGUAUUCUUUUCAAGACCCAGAUGCUUCUACAAUGCAGCAACAACCACCAUUAGCCAAUUCACAUGGAUAUGUACAACAAUCUGAUGAACAAGGUUUAUUAAAUCCAAACAUACUGAAUUCUUUUCAUGAACCUGAUGUUUCUACAAUGCAACAACACCAACAACCAUUAUCCAAUUCAAAUGGAUAUUUACAACAAUCAGAUGAAGGAGAUUUAUUACAGAACAUGCUAAAUUCUUUUCAGGAGCCAGAUGGUUCUGCAAUGCAACAGCAACAAUUGGUUUGCCAUUCAAAUGGGUAUGUACAAGGAAACUUACCAAACAUACAAUCAGAUCAGCAAUACUUAUCCAACCAAAACAUGAUUAUGAAUUCACUUCAAGAUCCAAAUAAUUCUACGAUGAUAAAUAUUGUUCAUCAAACCGAAGAAGGAAACAAUGAAUAUGCACAUCAGCAGCCAUUGAUUGAUUCUUUUGGGUUACCAAAUCAUCUUCAAGAUCAGUUUCUAUCACCACCUGUACCAGAAAAUUACCCAUCGUAUCCGGCGUACCAACAUGGUCUGAUUGGUUCACAUUUCAACAUGUACGAGCAGCAACCACCUCCGAGAGCUUUAACAAACAGAGAAGACGAACAUCUCCCCCCAAGGAUGGUUUCAGAUUUGGCUAUGACAUAUUAUCAACAAAAUCAAAUUUCUAUGAUUCCUCCUCAACCUCGAAUGUCAUCGAGCUCGACUAGGAACUAUUUUCAACAAAAUCAAAUUUCUAUGAUUCUUCCUCAACCUCGAAUGUCGUCGAGCUCGACUAGUUUGUCUUGCGUAGGUCUUGUCCUCUACAAAAUCAAAAUUCUAUGA